AUGAGCUCAACUAGAGGGCAUCAUUCAGAACAAAGUGACUCUCCCGUUGCUGUUUUGAACUACAUAAGCCAGAUUCUUAUGGAAGAAGGCCUGGAGGGUGCGACCUGCAGGUUCCCUGAUGCUGCUCUUCAAGCUGCUGAAAAACCCUUUUAUGAUGUACUCGGUGAGAAAUAUCCAUCCUUAAUCAAUCAAAUCCCUUCCCAUCAAAAUAGAGUGAGCACAGUGAACAAGUGUAAUUGCUUUUGCAAUUAUUAUGGUUGCAAGAGCAUUGUCCAUGCUAACAAAGCUAUUGAAUCCAGCUUGAUUUGUGAUCUUUCUCAGCAGAAGUCCUCUUGUGUUAUAGCUUCUCCGGCUGAAUUCCCCUUCCAGUCCAACUUCCAAUCCAACUCCCUGUCCUGUUUGCAGUCAAUCAGCCUUCCAAGCAACUUUGGAAAUAACAUUAAUGGCUCGGCCCCUCCUCUAUGUACACCCCUAGCUCCAGGUUCGAUUAGGGGGAGCCAAUUGUUUCUGCAACCUAAAGAUGUGAUAAAGGAAACUUGGGGAUUUCUUCCACAUGGCCGUAAGCAUGAUUCGAUUUUAAGUUUCGAGAAUAACAGAUUAUUCCCUCUAGAGCUCAUGGAAAAAAAUCCAGAAUCAGUGGUGCAUGCAGCGGAGAAAGGUAAGAGGGAUCACUCACCAGGUGGAAUGGAAUGGAAAGAAAUGAUCACCAGUACUAUUAUCAACUCGAGUGUCGACGAGCCAAGAAGCUGGAGAAAUAAGCAUUUGGCACUAAAUAAUGAGGCACCUGAGCGAUCAGAGAUGUUUGAGAAACUACUGCUAUUUAGCAGUACUGAAGAAGAUGAGUUUGAAACCUAUACUCUUCAAGCCUUAAUGCAAAAUGGACGAGGAACGAUGUUACAUCAGGCUGGAAAACAGAAGGGAGCCAGAAAUGGCAGAACUACUGGCAAGAAAGAACGGGCGAAUAAAAGGGAUUUGGUUGACCUGAGGAGUCUUCUCAUGCACUGUGCAGAAGCAGUGGGAGGCAACGAUCUCAAGGGAGCAAAUGAACUACUAUCGCAGAUUAGACAGCAUUCUUCUCCUUCCGGUGACGGGUCCCAGAGGCUGGCCCAUUGCUUUGCUAACGCUCUUGAGGCACGCUUGGUAGGCAGUGGAAGCGAGGUAUAUGCAGCACUCGCUGCUAAAAAUAUAUCUUCUCUUUAUAUAUUCCAAGCUUUCAGGUUAUUGCUUUCAGCUUGCCCCUUCAUGAGGAUGUCCACUUUCUUUGCAACCCAAACGAUCAUGGACCUAUCACAGAAAGCAACUAAGCUCCACAUCAUUCAUUUCGGUAUUCUGUAUGGUUUCCAAUGGCCUGAACUUAUCCAGAAUCUCUCCGAAAGACCUGGUGGGCCUCCCGUGCUGCGCAUUACUGGUAUAGACUUUCCCCAACCUGGUUCCAGGCCAGCAGCAAGGAUUGAGGAAACAGGGCGUCGCUUAGCAAGUUAUUGUGAGAGGUUUAAAGUCCCUUUCGAGUACAAUGCCAUAGCACAGAAAUGGGAAACUAUCCAGUUGGAAGACCUCAAGAUUAACAGAGAUGAGGUGAUAGUCGUCAACUGUUUAUACCAGUUUAGGUACUUGCAGGAUGAGACAGUAGUGUUGAGCAGUCAUCGUGACACUGUUUUGAAGUUGAUUAAGAUGAUAAAACCAGAUGUUUUUAUCCAUGGAAUCGUUAAUGGAUCCUAUAAUGCUCCAUUUUUCACGUCACGGUUCCGGGAGGCACUGCACUACUUUUCUGCAUUAUUCGAUAUGCUUGAUGCCAAUUUACGCCGAGAAGAUCAGGACAGGAUGGUAUUUGAGCAAGAGAUAUAUGGGAAGGAGGUUUUGAACGUCAUAGCGUGUGAAGGAGAAAAGAGGGUUGAAAGGCCGGAGACAUAUAAGCAAUGGCAGGUUCGGAAUCUGAGAGCUGGGUUGAGGCAACUUCCAUUGAACCAGGAGAUCAUGAAGAAAGUGGAGACGCAAGUGAAGCUGUGUUACCACAAGGAUUUCUUAGUGGAUGAAGAUAGGCAUUGGAUGCUACAGGGAUGGAAAGGUCGAAUCCUCUGUGCUCUCUCCUGUUGGAAAACUGCCUAA
Messenger RNA from Juglans regia (Persian walnut), 2106 nucleotides. RefSeq names its product scarecrow-like protein 14. The record is from RefSeq and is a predicted model, not a curated record. Gene Ontology annotation, molecular function: sequence-specific DNA binding; DNA-binding transcription factor activity. The transcript has a single exon. Gene Ontology annotation, cellular component: nucleus. Lineage: Eukaryota; Viridiplantae; Streptophyta; Magnoliopsida; Fagales; Juglandaceae. The coding region runs from base 1 to 2106 and encodes 701 amino acids. Gene Ontology annotation, biological process: regulation of DNA-templated transcription.